AAAAACUGUAGCUUCCAGUUCCUUCUCUGGAAUCUAGUGGAGGAAAUACUCUACUCAAAAAAGAAAACGAAGAGAAAAAAGUGGGAUCCAAUAUGGAAGAGAGACAAGGGAAAUCCCCAAGAUAUGUUGAAGGGAAAUUCUGUGACCACAGUUGUGUCCCAGGUCUAGAGAGUAAGCAGUCCAAAUUGGAACCUGGUGAAGGGCUACAGAAGCAAAUGGUUAUGAGCCUUAGAGUUUCUGAACUCCAAGUACUGUUGGGCUACGCUGGGAGAAACAAGCACGGACGCAAACACGAACUUCUCACAAAAGCCCUGCAUUUGCUAAAGGCUGGCUGCAGUCCUGCUGUACAAAUGAAAAUUAAAGAACUCUAUAGGCGGAGGUUCCCCCAGAAAAUCAUGACGCCCGCGGACUUGUCCAUCCCCAGUGUCCAUUCAAGUCCUAUGCCAGCAACUUUGUCUCCAUCUACCAUUCCACAACUCACUUAUGAUGGUCACCCUGCAUCAUCGCCGUUACUCCCUGUUUCUCUUCUGGGACCUAAACAUGAACUGGAACUCCCACAUCUUACAUCAGCCCUUCACCCAGUACAUCCGGAUAUAAAACUUCAAAAAUUACCAUUUUAUGAUUUACUGGAUGAACUGAUAAAACCCACCAGUCUAGCAUCAGACAACAGUCAGCGCUUUCGAGAAACCUGUUUUGCAUUUGCAUUGACACCACAACAAGUGCAGCAAAUCAGUAGUUCCAUGGAUAUUUCUGGGACCAAAUGUGACUUCACAGUGCAGGUCCAGUUAAGGUUUUGUUUAUCAGAAACCAGUUGUCCACAAGAAGAUCACUUCCCACCCAAUCUUUGUGUGAAAGUGAAUACAAAACCUUGCAGCCUUCCAGGUUAUCUUCCACCUACAAAAAAUGGUGUGGAACCAAAGCGACCCAGCCGACCAAUUAAUAUCACCUCACUUGUCCGAUUGUCCACAACAGUACCAAACACCAUUGUUGUUUCUUGGACUGCAGAAAUUGGAAGAAACUAUUCCAUGGCAGUAUAUCUUGUAAAACAGUUGUCCUCAACAGUUCUUCUUCAGAGGUUACGAGCAAAGGGAAUAAGGAAUCCGGAUCAUUCUAGAGCUUUAAUUAAAGAGAAAUUGACUGCGGAUCCAGACAGUGAAAUAGCUACAACCAGCCUAAGGGUUUCUCUACUAUGUCCACUUGGUAAAAUGCGGCUGACAAUUCCAUGUCGGGCCCUAACAUGUUCUCACCUACAGUGUUUUGAUGCAACUCUUUACAUUCAGAUGAAUGAGAAAAAACCAACCUGGGUUUGUCCUGUCUGUGAUAAGAAGGCUCCGUAUGAACACCUUAUUAUUGAUGGCUUGUUUAUGGAAAUCCUAAAGUACUGUACAGACUGUGAUGAAAUACAGUUUAAGGAGGAUGGCUCUUGGGCACCUAUGAGAUCCAAAAAGGAAGUACAGGAAGUUUCUGCCUCUUACAAUGGAGUUGAUGGAUGCUUGAGCUCCACAUUGGAGCAUCAGGUGGCUUCUCACCACCCGUCCUCAAAUAAAAAUAAGAAAGUGGAGGUGAUUGAUUUAACCAUAGACAGUUCAUCUGAUGAAGAGGAGGAAGAGCCUUCUGCCAAGAGGACCUGUCCUUCCCUGUCUCCCACAUCACCACUAAAUAAUAAAGGCAUAUUAAGUCUUCCACAUCAAGCAUCUCCAGUGUCCCGCACCCCAAGCCUCCCUGCUGUAGACACAAGCUACAUUAAUACAUCCCUCAUCCAGGACUACAGGCAUCCUUUCCACAUGACACCCAUGCCUUAUGACCUACAAGGAUUAGAUUUCUUUCCUUUCUUAUCAGGAGACAAUCAGCAUUAUAACACCUCCCUCCUUGCUGCCGCCGCAGCAGCGGUUUCCGAUGAUCAAGACCUCUUACACUCGUCUCGGUUUUUUCCGUAUACCUCCUCACAGAUGUUUCUCGAUCAGUUAAGUGCAGGAGGCAGUACUUCUCUGCCAACCACCAAUGGAAGCAGUAGUGGCAGUAACAGCAGCCUCGUGUCCUCCAACAGCCUGCGGGAGAGCCACAGCCACACCGUUGCCAACAGGAGCAGCGCGGACACGGCGUCCAUCUUCGGCAUCAUCCCAGACAUCAUCUCGUUGGACUGAUUCCCUCGCCCCUGCUGCUCCCACCCCUACCCCAGAUUAAAUGAACUUGGCAGAAAGAAGAGAACUUUGUGCUAUGUUUUACCUUAUUCUGUUUAGAAAAGUACACAAGCGUGUUUUUUUUUCCUUUUUUUAGGGAAAAAAUUAAAAGAAAUGUACAGAGAACAAAACUAUAUUUUCAGUUUUACUUUUGUAUAUAAAUCUAAGACUGCCUGUCUGAUAAAACACUUGUAAAAAACAAAAAAAAAAAAAAGGAAAGAAAAGAAAAAAAGAAAAAAAAAGUACCCACAAACCACCUUCAGUUCAUUUUUUUCUGGAUUCUGAAGAUUUUUUUUUCAUCAUUUGUCCUAUGGUUUUGGUUUUAUUUUACUUCAAUGGCAUUAUUUUAUUUGCAAUAACAGAAAAGGAAUUGCAUGUAUGAAGUUUUAAAUUGUGGGCUUUUCUUUGUUGUGGGGAGGGGGCUGGGGGGAGAUCGUUUUAAUUUCCAUUUUCUAAAAAGGACAGACUUGGAUUCUGUUUGUGCGUGUGCAUAUUUUAUUCAGCCUUAAAUUAUAAAUCUCAUCUGUCCCACUGCAUUCCCUGUGUAUUUUCAGGACAUAGCUCGUGGGUGUGUGUGUUCAGUGUGUGUGUCUGUGUAUAUUUUUCUGUCGUUACUGUUCCUUCUCCUCCCGAGUUUUCUGCAUUCAGUUGAUAAAUCAGUUGCCUGCUUCUCUCAAAGUGCUUUGAAGGUCUUGAACUCCCGUAUGAGCAUCUUUAUUGCUGUCCCAGUUGCAUGUUCCCCAUCACAUAUUCUUUCUUAUUUGCUAGAUACCCCCUGAGAAUAUGUUCUAGAGAUUUGGAGUAAAGCUGUCUGGAUAAAGGAGGAGGCUUGGCAGACCUGUGAAUAAUACACUUUAGUCUAGUUCUUUCUUCUAAAUUUGGAUUGCCAGUAUUAUGUAUUUAAACCAAGUCUGUGAACACCUGCCUUUUUGGCCACGGGGUAACAAGUUUUCACGAAGAUCUUCAUGCCAAAGUAGGAAGUAAAAAUAGCUUCAAAAGCCCUGUUGGGUGUCUUGUGCAGCUGACAGAGGUAAGGUUACAUCGCUUCAAAAAAGAAAGCAAGACAGUCGAUUACCCUAAAAGUAAAUUCUCUUUGGAAAAUACAGUGCACCACACACGUCCGUCUAGAAAUCCACUAUCUGAUAAACAGUUAAAAUGCAAAAUAGGCUUGAGUCUUAGUCAAUUUACUCCCUGGUUCUGAGUGAACUUCUUUUCUUAGCCUUGCGGUCUUGUUUGUUUUAUUUUUUCUUCACCUUUUAAAGACACGCAUGACAUAGGAAAGUCAAUAUUGUUUCCUUUUUUCUUUUUUCUUUCUCUCUCUUUUUUUUAGAAUUCAUGGAUCAAUCUAAUCUUAUUAAUAAUGGAACAUGUAAAUAUAGUGAGAACUGUUUUUCAGGAGAUGAGUGUGGGUUGGAGGGAAGGAAGGUGGUUCUACUUGUGUUCCAGAAUCCUCAUCAGAGAGGUAUCUUGUCCUUCGGGGAGCACCUGAAGGUGUGGAGGGGUUUAGCCAGUUUAACAGAAAAGAUGGAGGAAAGAGCGUAACGCUUACCAGUUUCCCAGCCUGGAUUUUUAUAUCACGACUGUUUAUGUUCUCAGAGUUGGUGAAGGACCACCUUUGUGUAUAAAAGUGUCGCUUCAACCUUGCAAUGGUAACAAAAUGAUCUGCUUUAUCCGGGUAGAAUUCAAGAUGGCUGUAUCUUCAGUUGUAUGAUAAAAACGGUUCACAUGACUGUGUGGCAUCUAGAAAUAAUACCUGUUUUUACAGCAUCUCUCUGCCACUAAAUUGUUGACUUGAAUUUUGAAAAACAAGUUGGUGUUGAUAUGUAUAUGUGUGUGUGUAUAUAUGUAUUUAUAGACAAGUGUGUGUGAGUGACACGUGAGUUAAUAGUCUUCCCCUACGCAUGUGUAUCCACACACACAUGGCUGAGUUAUAGUCACUAAACAAUUUGCAAUAAAAACAAAAGAUUCAUUGUCGGUGAAAACAGGAAUUAGUGUUUUAAUAAAUCUGCUCUUAUGGUGAGUAAACUCUUUAAGAACGCUCGUUGCCAUAUUAACUUAGGCUAAGAUUUAAGAGUACCAUAAUUUGUGUCUAAAUUCAGACUGAGAUAGAAAUCACUCAAGUUGUGGGGUGUUGCUUCUUAUUUCACACUGUAAUAGGAAACAUCAUUUCUAUUAAUUCAGCUACCUAAAAUGAAUAGUUUUCUGUAUCCUCUUUUCUUUGUUUUUCUGUCAUUGUUGUUAGUGGUCUCAAAAUUCUGAUCAAUAACUUUGUGUGUAGUGCUGAAUCCCAAACUCUGAAUGAUCCAGUUAAAAACCCAUCCCUGUCCUUCCUUCAGCUGAGGUUUGGGGAUGGUGAGUUUCCCUCAGUGUCCUGCAUUAUACCAGACUAAAGGAAGAACAGGUAAUAAAUAGGGAGAAAGAAAUGUCUGUCUAGUGGCUUUGGUCAUGUCUCCACAGGAGAAACGAACCAUUCGAUUGUCUUUCGAUUUUAGUUCAUUCCACUCUAAGGAGUUUGUUUCUUUCAGUUGUUGGCUUGCCAGAGUGUCGCAGUAGCAGUAGCUAUCCCUCUGUUGGUCUCCUGGUCAACACUGGUCCAUCAGACUGUUUUGAUCGGUAGUCGUUAUUGGUAGAGUCAUGCCCUGCACCGUUAUCUUCUAAGUUAAAAAAAAAAAAAAAGAAGAAGAAGAAGUGCACAGGCAUUUCAUCGGUUUUUUCCUUAACCCACCCUCACCCCACGCCAACACUGACAUGCUGUCUGUGGACGAAGAGCGAUUCCCAGAAUCUUUAGGCAAGCUGCCACCAUCCCCUUGCCGUGGGCUUUCCCAGUAGGUGCACAUAUGUUUCUGUUUCUGUACAGUACUCUGUAUUUUUUGAUAAAAUAGCUAUUUGACUUAGCAGGGUUGAAGUGGCUUUUAAUUAUCUUGUGGGCAUUAUUGGACACGUCUUUUUAAAAACAAUCUGACCUUAAUCGUGCCACACUUGGUUGACUAAUUUAUUUUGAGCAUUAAAGUUUUUCUUCUGUUAAUUUAGACAUUAUCACAAUUCUGUAUCGUUACUGACUUAGGAAAGAUUGCACUUAAGCUUCUGUUAAAUGUGAUUUCUUGGCAGAUUUUCCUUUGAGUCAAAUGUCUGAAACAAUGAACAUAUAUCCCAAUUUUAAACUAACUAAUUGUGGAAAGAACAUUUUUAAACAAUUCCAAGUUUAAAUCCAUAAGACACUUCAAGAUCUUCAGAACUUUAAAGCACAUUUAAAAUUAUUUUAGUAAGAAUUUUGUUUUAUCAAUACAUGUUGAAUUCUGUUUUUUAGUUAAAAAAAAAAAAACACAAAGCUUAGAUUUCAGAAAGAGGGAGGGAGAAUAGCUGGUGGUCCCAGAGUGUGCUGCUGUUAAUUGUUUAAUUAACAAAGGGGAAAUGUAUAUAAACAGAUAUAAAAGUUACCAUAAAUUCCAUGAACUUAAAUCUGUGAUUCAUUGCCUUAAAACUUUCUCUCUUAGAAUUUCCAUACCGCAUGCCAAACCAGUAAAAUGGCUUUUAAAAAUGUAUAGUAGACCAAUGUCAGUUUGUAUAAAAGUACCAAGUGAAAAUAUUUAUUACAUGCAUUGGAAAAAAAUUGUUUACCUAUUGAAUGUUACCUGUUUAUGUAGAGCUCUUUAGAUGUAAUAAAAGAAAAGCCUUCAGUUAA
Felis catus (domestic cat) is the source of this 5862-nucleotide messenger RNA. It is a transcript of the gene PIAS1, whose product is annotated as protein inhibitor of activated STAT 1. NCBI's taxonomy places the organism in Eukaryota, Metazoa, Chordata, Mammalia, Carnivora, Felidae. Gene Ontology annotation, molecular function: zinc ion binding; SUMO ligase activity; transcription coregulator activity. Gene Ontology annotation, biological process: protein sumoylation; regulation of transcription by RNA polymerase II. The transcript has 14 exons. The record is from RefSeq and is a predicted model, not a curated record. Bases 93 to 2144 code for a protein of 683 amino acids.